Vigna umbellata (rice bean) is the source of this 372-nucleotide messenger RNA. The record is from RefSeq and is a predicted model, not a curated record. NCBI's taxonomy places the organism in Eukaryota, Viridiplantae, Streptophyta, Magnoliopsida, Fabales, Fabaceae.
AUGUUCAACCCACAACCCAAUGAAAUACCCCAACCGCAACGGGUCCCACCCGAGAUCCCUUCCCUGCCAAAGGUUCAACCUUCUCCUAUUCCCAGUGAGCAACCCGUCAUUCCUACCCGUGACCCGGAAACCGACCCGCAUGUACCACCCGAAAUAGUCACUGAUCCGGCUCCUGGCCACCCGAAUCCCAAACCGGAUGCCCCAAAACCGCCGCUGACCCCACCCGGGAUUGAGAUUCCACUGCCAAAGCCGCCUGAAAAGAUGCCAAAGCAACCACCGGAAGUGGAUCCACCGCGGCCGCCGGAGAUUCCGCCGCCACCAAGUGCUCCGCCGGAUAUAACGCCACCCACUGGACCAAGAAUCUUUGGGUAG